AUGUUCCGGUAUACGUUCCGUGUGUCAGCAGUGCGUAAUUGUUGGUUUGUGAGCUGUGAUAUAGUGUGCUGCCGACGUGGAAUAAUAGCACAACAUAACCAACAGUGUUUACGUUCCACAAUGUCCGCAUCUCCCCCGGUUGUGGUGAUACUUGGUUCAACCGGUACCGGUAAAACAAAGCUGUCGUUGGAACUAGCGUCCCGGUAUGCCGGCGAGGUGAUAAGUGCUGAUUCGAUGCAGGUUUACACAGGCCUAGACAUUGUAACUGCUAAGGCAACGAAGGAAGAGCAGCAACAGGUGGUGCAUCAUCUACUGAACGUGGUUACGCCGGAUCAAGUCUUUACCGUGGGCCAUUUCCGUGAGAGCGCAUUACCGAUCAUCGAUUCACUGCUGGCGGCCAAGCGGAUGCCUAUCAUCGUGGGCGGCACCAAUUACUACAUAGAGAGUAUCCUGUGGCGCGUGCUGUUGAGUGAAAACGUUAAACGCGAACGUGUCCGAACGCGUAGUGUUACCGCAGUGCAGGAUAUUUCCGAACCAGAUGCAAAACAACCAAAGGCAGACGGUGUCGUAGCAAUGGAGAACGAGAUCGUGCUGGAUCGGGUUCUGGAGCAGUUACCGACAAUGGAAUCGAGCGAUACGCUCGAAGCGUACGAAUCAUCAUUACUUCAUCGUGUGCUGGAGCGUGUCGAUCCGGAGUCAGCGGAAAGGUUGCACCCCAACAACAAGCGGAAGAUAAUCCGAGCCCUCGAAGUGUACAUAGAGUUCGGUGGACAACGCACAAUGAGUCAAGAACUAGCGGAGCAACGUGCAGCGCCGGGUUCCUGCAAUCUGGGCGGUCCCCUACGCUAUCGGAACGUAGUCAUUAUUUGGUUACGGUGUGAACAGGAAACACUAAACCGCCGUUUGGAUGAAAGAGUGGAUAGUAUGGUUGCACAGGGACUACUCCCGGAGAUACGAACAUUUUACGAAUCGUAUGUCAAACCAUACAACGCAUGCGAAUAUCAUCGAGGCAUUUUACAGAGCAUCGGUUUUAAGGAGUUCGUAAAGUACCUGGAUCGUUACGGUCUCGAAAUGGAUCAUGAGUUACUGGAAUAUCGUAGCGCGGCACAAGAAUUGCGCGGUCCUAAACCAGCAGGACUGGAUCAGCUAGACGUUUGCCUUGAAUACCUAAAACUGGUAACACGCCGUUACGCACGCCGACAGCUGCAAUGGAUCCGAAAUCGAUUUUUGUGCGAUACUGGACGCGAAGUGCCACCGAUUUAUGCGCUAGACACUACUGAAAUCAGUCACUGGAAGGUGCAAGUCUCGGAAAAUGCAUUUGCUAUCAUUGAUGCCGCAUUAGCAGGCGAACCUUCGCCGUUUCCGUGCGUACCAAAAAUGGAAUAUCAACACGAACGACUGCACAAAGAACGCACAUUCCGGUGUGAAUCCUGUCAACGUGUUUUCGUAGGCGAGUAUCAAUGGCAGAUACACAUUCGUUCCAAAAAACAUAGAAAGAUGCUAAAACACAAUAAGUGCUCAAGCGAUCGAAACACUGACCGAGAAGACGCAACUGUUGAAAUCGAAACGGAACCAAAUAAAUAAUGCUAAUACUAUUGGCCCAACCUGUUCUCGGUAGAUCUGCCAAAGGAACUCACCGCUGACGAGCGGUCGAUGUAUAAGUGCGAUCUACCGAGAGGUCAUGGAACGUGUGCCAGAGGAUCAUUCGGGUUUGAGCCACAAGAUGGGCCUCGGAAUAACGCCUAGUAAGCGCACGCUGAUGAAUAAUACGUGAAAAAGAAAAAUCGUGUAUCAUACCUCAGUAAAAUAGUGUUGUAAGCGUAACGUUUGUUGUCUGUAAAAUAAUGUUUCGUAAGAAAGAAAACAUAAAACUACUUCAUUUAUGUAAAACAAAGGUGAAUCCGUUACAAUUCGUUUGAUUAUACGAUCAAGGUUGAUCUUGUUUGACAACACCUUAAACCCACUCUACAACGUCUUCCUUUAUUAUUAAUUGGUAUAUGUACAGACAUACGUGGCUACGGGAAUGAGAUUGAUAUAUAUUUGUAUAUAUAUAUAUAUAUACUGCAUUCUGCAAUCAAGGUUCUUUGAUAGGUGUUGCUUUCUAUCCCGCCAUACGCCACACUAGAUAUAUAUUUGUAUAUAUGUUAUUAGUCAU
Molecule: messenger RNA, 2155 nt
Organism: Anopheles moucheti
Lineage: Eukaryota; Metazoa; Arthropoda; Insecta; Diptera; Culicidae
Product: tRNA dimethylallyltransferase
Exons: 6
Coding region: 1-1584 (527 amino acids)
Biological process (GO): tRNA modification
Cellular component (GO): mitochondrion
Molecular function (GO): tRNA dimethylallyltransferase activity
Source: RefSeq, a predicted model, not a curated record